Messenger RNA from Cuscuta europaea, 836 nucleotides. The record is from the annotation of a GenBank genome assembly. Lineage: Eukaryota; Viridiplantae; Streptophyta; Magnoliopsida; Solanales; Convolvulaceae.
CAAGAAUUGUUUUGAUAUAAAAAUUGAAAAUCUCCGAAAUAAAUUCCUGUAAACUAUUUACUCAUUAGUGGUACUCCCUGCGUGUGUUGGUUGUCCUCUUCUCCCAGAAGGAAGAGAGGCCACUAAAGUAAGGGGAGCAACAAUAUGUUGAAAUUUCUAUCGAAGGUUAAGAUCGAAUUCAACGCGAUCGAUCCGCGCACGGCGUCAUGUAUGGAGUUCCUAGCCCAAUGCAACGCCCCAAAGUCAAAGGAGUCCAACCCCGCCUGUCAAAUUCAGGUGAAGCGCCGCACCGACGACUUCCCUCCCCAGAUCACCGUCACAUUCGCCAAUGGCGCCGAGCAAACCUAUGAUGCCACUACCACCCCCGCCCAAACCAUUCGCAACAUGAUUCUUGAGAAGGGUCAGUAUCUCGAGACUGAGCAGAUGUUCCGUGAAGCUGGUGAGAAGUGGCCCGUUGUCAUCCCAACUGAAGAGCUAAACGAACCAUUUAUUGGAAUUAAGAACACUCACAAUGCUCUUAUGAAUGUACUCUGGGCAUGGAACAUCCAGAGCCACGGAAAGCAGAAGAGAAAAAAUAGUGACAGCCAUUGGAGUUGUUCUUUGAUUAGUUUUUCAUCCGGAUAACCCCUCAAAGUGGAGAAGAUGAUCCAGCAAAGAGGUGUGUGUUUUUUGGCAUGAUAAGUUAGGUAGUGUGUGUUACCCCAUCUGUUGAGGACAAUAAUACAUUUCAACUUUGCAUGUUUCUGGUUUUUUCAUUUUCGAACUAAAAAUUCGCUUUUAUUUCUGACUUUCUGUUUUCUUCUUAUAGUUUAAUUAAAUUUGUGUAUUUCCGUGAU